CGCCGCCGCCCGCGCUGCACUACAGGCCAGAGACAGACAGGGCCGGGAAGAGCCGGAGACUGAGGAGGAGGUGGAGGCGGCGGCGGCGGAGGCGGGGCGACUCCGGUGACCGGGAGCGCCGCAGACUGGCAGCUGCGGCGACUCCCCCCUUUGUGUCUGGUCUGCUCGGAACCACUGGAAGUGCUUCCCGGAGGAGUGCGGGGUGUCUCGCCGCCUCGCUGCCCACCCCCUUCCCAAGCCAGCCACCUACCAACGCCCUCCCGCCGCCCCCCGCCCUCGGCCCGCGACGCCCGAGCUCCGCCGGGAGCCCAGAGCUGCGGGAGAACGAGGCGGCGGCGGCGGCGGCGGCGGCUUCUUCAGGGGGGCUGUGAUUCGCUCAUAGAAGCCAUUGACGGGAGAAGACGAGGCUUUUCUUCGUGGAAUUUACCUCAGGCAAGAUCGAACGGCUUCAAUAAAAAAGAGGAGCGAAUCCAGGAGAGCUGGAAAGGGCAGCUCCCCGCACCUCCCCUCCGCCCGCCGUCUCGGGGAGCUCCGGGCCCUGCCUGCUGACCCCACCCCUCCCCCCCGCUCCCUACUGCCCCUCAGCCCUCCCGCCGGGCCCUGGCAGACCCUCGCAGGAUUGUUCGGCGAAGCCUUUGGGUUUGUCCAUAGAGGCAGGCACCUUUUUCGAUCCAGUGGAGGAACAGGGUUUGUUGUUCGUGAAAUCCGAGUGAAGGAAGCACCGAAGCGAAACUUAAAAAGGAAUCCUGCCCUCCCGGAGCCACUGGCGAUGCGACUCGUGCCGCCGGGUGCCGCCGCCGCCGCCUCCCGCCGGGCUUCUCCCUUCCAGGCUGUCGGGAACUUGUUCUGAUCCUCAGCCCCCACCAUCGAAUCUCCGGUCUCCAUCUCCCCGCACCCUGGAUAUGUUUUCUCCCAGACCUGGAUAUUUUUUUGACAUUGUGAAACUACGAGGGAAAUAACUGUGGGGCUUCUUUCUGUCUCCCUGCUUCUCCACACGGACAUGCCUUCAGUUUGGGUGGCCGAGACACCCGGUCCUAGGCGAAUGAACUUCUCCAGCCGCGAGGGAGAGAAAUGAAGGGAAUUUCUGCAGCGGAAUGAAAGCUCUGCAGCUAGGUCCUCUCAUCUGCCAUUUGUCCUUUCAGACUGCAUUGUAAUACCCACGGGCCGGACAAGUCGGACGAGAGCGAGGACCAGCCUCCCGGCCGUAUCUUUCGGCCCGUGUUUACUUUCCAUAUUCCUUUUCUCCGCUCUCCUGCUUCUCGGCUGGCCCAGGGAUGACUUCCUCGCAGCAGCGGCUCCGGCGGAUGCCGUCGCUCCUGUGGACCGUCCUGCUGGUCAGCACUGCGGCCGCUUCUCAGAACCAAGAACGUCUAUGUGCAUUUAAAGAUCCGUAUCAACAAGACCUUGGCAUAGGUGAGAGUCGAAUCUCUCAUGAAAAUGGAACAAUAUUGUGUUCAAAAGGUAGCACUUGCUAUGGCCUUUGGGAGAAAUCAAAAGGGGAUAUAAAUCUCGUUAAACAAGGAUGUUGGUCUCACAUUGGAGAUCCCCAGGAAUGUCACUAUGAAGAAUGUGUAGUAACUACUACACCUCCCUCAAUUCAGAAUGGAACAUACCGUUUUUGCUGCUGUAGCACAGACUUGUGUAAUGUCAACUUUACUGAGAAUUUUCCACCUCCAGACACAACACCACUCAGUCCACCUCAUUCAUUUAACCGAGAUGAGACAAUAAUCAUUGCUUUGGCAUCAGUCUCUGUAUUAGCUGUUUUGAUAGUUGCCUUAUGCUUUGGAUACAGGAUGCUGACAGGAGACCGUAAACAAGGUCUUCACAGUAUGAACAUGAUGGAGGCAGCAGCAUCAGAACCCUCUCUUGACCUAGAUAAUCUGAAGCUGUUGGAGCUGAUUGGCCGGGGUCGAUAUGGAGCAGUAUAUAAAGGUUCCUUAGAUGAACGUCCAGUUGCUGUAAAAGUGUUUUCCUUUGCAAAUCGUCAGAAUUUUAUCAAUGAGAAGAAUAUUUACAGAGUGCCUUUGAUGGAACAUGACAACAUUGCUCGCUUUAUAGUUGGAGAUGAAAGAGUUACUGCGGAUGGACGCAUGGAAUAUUUGCUUGUGAUGGAGUAUUAUCCCAAUGGAUCUCUCUGCAAGUAUUUAAGUCUCCAUACAAGUGAUUGGGUCAGCUCUUGCCGUCUGGCUCAUUCUGUGACUAGAGGACUGGCUUAUCUUCAUACAGAAUUGCCACGAGGAGAUCAUUAUAAACCUGCAAUUUCCCAUCGAGAUUUAAACAGCAGAAAUGUCCUGGUGAAAAAUGAUGGAACCUGUGUUAUUAGUGACUUUGGAUUGUCCAUGAGGCUGACUGGAAAUAGACUGGUACGCCCAGGGGAAGAAGAUAAUGCAGCCAUAAGUGAGGUUGGCACAAUCAGAUAUAUGGCACCAGAAGUUCUAGAAGGAGCUGUGAACUUGAGGGAUUGUGAAUCAGCUUUGAAACAAGUAGACAUGUAUGCACUUGGACUCAUUUACUGGGAGAUAUUUAUGAGAUGUACAGACCUCUUCCCAGGUGAAUCUGUACCAGAAUACCAGAUGGCUUUUCAGACAGAAGUUGGAAACCAUCCCACUUUUGAAGAUAUGCAGGUUCUGGUGUCUAGGGAAAAACAGAGACCCAAAUUCCCAGAAGCUUGGAAAGAAAACAGCCUGGCAGUGAGGUCACUCAAGGAGACAAUCGAAGACUGUUGGGACCAGGAUGCAGAAGCUCGGCUUACUGCACAGUGCGCUGAGGAGAGGAUGGCGGAACUUAUGAUGAUAUGGGAAAGAAACAAAUCUGUGAGCCCAACAGUCAAUCCCAUGUCUACUGCUAUGCAGAAUGAACGCAACCUGUCACACAAUAGGCGUGUGCCAAAGAUUGGCCCUUAUCCUGAUUAUUCUUCUUCUUCAUACAUUGAAGACUCUAUCCAUCAUACUGACAGCAUUGUGAAGAAUAUUUCCUCUGAGCAUUCAAUGUCUAGCACACCUUUGACUAUAGGGGAAAAGAACCGAAAUUCAAUUAACUAUGAACGACAGCAAGCACAAGCUCGAAUCCCCAGCCCUGAAACAAGUGUCACCAGCCUGUCCACCAAUACAACAACCACAAACACCACUGGCCUCACUCCAAGCACUGGCAUGACCACUAUAUCUGAGAUGCCAUACUCAGAUGAAACAAAUCUGCAUGCCACAAAUGUUUCACAGCCAAUUGGGCCAACCCCUGUCUGCUUACAACUGACAGAAGAAGACUUGGAGACCAACAAGCUAGACCCAAAAGAAGUUGAUAAGAACCUCAAGGAAAGUUCUGAUGAGAAUCUCAUGGAACAUUCUCUUAAACAGUUCAGUGGACCAGACCCACUGAGCAGUACCAGUUCUAGCUUGCUUUACCCACUCAUAAAACUUGCAGUAGAAGUGACUGGACAGCAGGACUUCACACAAGCUGCAAAUGGCCAAGCAUGUUUAAUUCCUGAUGUCCCACCCACUCAGAUCUAUCCUCUUCCCAAGCAACAGAAUCUUCCUAAGAGACCUACUAGUUUGCCUUUAAACACCAAAAAUUCAACCAAGGAGCCCCGGCUGAAAUUUGGCAGCAAGCACAAAUCAAACUUGAAACAAGUAGAAACUGGAGUUGCCAAGAUGAAUACAAUCAAUGCUGCAGAACCUCACGUGGUGACAGUCACAAUGAAUGGUGUGGCAGGUAGAAACCACAGUGUUAACUCCCACGCUUCCACUACCCAGUAUGUUAAUGGAGCAGUACCAUCUGGCCAGACAACCAAUGCAGUGGCACAAAGGGGCCAAGAAAUGCUACAGAAUCAAUUCAUUGGUGAGGAUACCCGGCUGAAUAUUAAUUCCAGUCCUGAUGAGCAUGAACCUUUACUGAGACGAGAGCAACAGGCUGGCCAUGAUGAAGGUGUUCUGGAUCGUCUUGUGGACAGGAGGGAACGGCCACUGGAAGGUGGCCGAACUAAUUCCAAUAACAACAACAGUAAUCCAUGUUCAGAGCAAGAUGUUCUUAAACAGGGUGUUCCAAGCACAGAGGCAGAUCCUGGACCAUCAAAGCCCAGAAAAGCACAGAGGCCUAAUUCUCUGGAUCUUUCAGCCACAAAUGUCCUUGAUGGCAGCGGUUUGCAGUUAGGUGAAUCAACACAAGAUGGCAAAUCAGGAUCUGGUGAAAAGAUCAAGAAACGUGUGAAAACCCCCUAUUCUCUUAAACGGUGGCGCCCAUCCACCUGGGUCAUCUCCACUGAACCUCUGGACUGUGAGGUCAACAACAAUGGCAGUGACAGGGCAGUUCAUUCCAAAUCCAGCACCGCAGUUUACCUUGCAGAAGGAGGCACUGCCACUACUAUGGUGUCUAAAGAUAUAGGAAUGAACUGUCUGUGAAAUAUUUUCAAGCCUAUGGAGUGAAAUUAUUUUUUGCAUCAUUUAAACUUGCAGAAGACAUUAAAAAAAAAAACUGCUUUAUCUUUCUGUCAGUAUCCCCUUCCACCCCUGCAACAGGACUUGCUUUAAAUAGAUUUCAGCUAUGCAGAAAAAUUUAGCUUAUGCUUCCAUAUUUUUUAAUUUUGUUUUUUUUUAAGUUUUGCACUUUUGUUUAGUCUCAUUAAAGUAAUAUUUGUUUGUUAUGACCACAGAAUUAUAUGUGUGUGUAUCAAAAGUGGUCUCAAAAUAUUUUUUUAAGAAAAAAAGCAAAAACAAUGUAUUGCUGAUAAUCAGUUUGGACCAGUUUCUAAAGGUCAUUAAAACAGAAGCAAAUUAAGACAGGUUUGACUGCAGUGGUGUCUGGUAUCCAUGUUUUAUUUCUGGGCACAAGCUAGUGUAUAUGUUGAACUGUUCUGAACAUAUUAUCUGUUGGACAUUCUUUUCUCUUGUGUUUCGUUUGAACGUGCAAUAGUCUAUAGUCCACAAAUAAGCUUUCUUAUAAGCUCUCUUCCUAACAGAGCACGCAUUCUUCCAUGAGUACAUUUUUCUGCCCCAUCCCCCAUACUUUUGGCAGGUCAGUUCUAUGACAGUGAAUUUUGCACAAGAGAAAGCAGCUACCUGAUUUCUUGCUUUCUCUCUCCUAAUGGAGAAUGCAGAAACAUUGUCUCAAAGGGCUCUAGAGGAGGAACUACCAAAACCUAAUUUGAAAUGCCAUUUCUUUUAACCUUCCAAGUCCUAAACGUUUCUUUCCAGGCAUUUUAACAAACAUAUUUGGUUCUGGUUUUUGGAAGUUCAUAAGAGAGCAUAGAACAAAGUAGAUGAAAUCAAAUAUUAGCCUUUUUUCAUUUUAUUUUAUUUUUAUAUGUAUGUCCAUGUUCCAUAUUCAUUUAUUUAAGAAGCACAUUUUUAUCAGAAAACUUAUAGAGCUAUACUUAUAUGGAAUUUUUAAGUAGGUAGAUGGUUAAGACUACAUAUUGUUAUAACCUUCAUUCUCUGAAUAGGCCUUCUUUGACUCAAAUAAAAUUACAUUUCCCAUUUAAAAUAACUUCAAAAAAUAAUUUGUAGUUUUGAACUGGUAGUAUCUUUUUAUUUCCUUCCCAAGCAAAGCCUGGUGACUUUAUCUAAAAACAAGUCCCCUUCCCAUGACCUAAAACACUGUGUGGAAAAAUCAUUCAUCUGGCAUGCCACAACCCUAUGGACGGAAGGAUUGCUGCCAAACCUAUCACUGUUGAGCAGACUGAGGCUUACCUCUCUUUUUUCAUAACUGUUUCUUCUUUUGGUCAGUUUUUCAUAAGAUUUUUGAUAUGUGAGAAGCAUUUAUUAUUUACAUUAUAAUAGAAUAUACCUUUUAGUGAUAACAUGUUAUGUAUUCUUCAAAUCAUAUUGUCUUUAAAAGCUUCCUUUGCUUCUUUCAUUACUGGUAACUAUCUCUAAACAACACCUCAACAUGUUUUUUUAAUAAAGCACUUUAUGUCAAAUAAGGGACUUUUUUGUAUAAGCACAAAUUAUUUUCUAUCAAUUUGCAAACAGUGAUGAUCUCACUUAAUUUUUCCAAAUUCUCUAGAUAGACGUUGUUUAAUUAAGUUCAAAGAUUUCUCUGGGAGAUUAAAAAAAAAAACUAAGAGGAAAACACAAAUCCCCAUAUUCUUGCUUUUAGGUUUUUAGCUCCUGAACAAUAUUUUCUCACUCAUAUUCUUUGAUCUUUAUCAUUUAACUAAAGACAACCUAAAUUUAAAUUUCCCAAUUUUCUUCCAAAAUAUUUAUGACAUUAUAUAAGCCUUUUUUUUUGCCAUCUGCUAUGAUCCUAUGAGUUAGAUGCUACAUCACUUAACAUUUAUUCUAAUGGAUGGCUGAACACAGUUUUGAAUUUUUAGAAUUAAGAUUAUUUUUCUAGUGCCCACGACUUCCACCUUGUAUGUUUUAUUGGCCCUUCUAUUGAUUCAGAUCCUUAAUAUAUGCCAGUCUUCUGGCAUAAUUAGUUAUUCUUCUAUCUAUGAAACAAAUUAUAUCUUUCCCACCAAAUUUUCUCUUAGUUCUCUUGCCUUUAAAUGUCUUUUACUGCAUUUCAGAAUAUUAUUUUCAAACAUUUAUAAGAUAUCUGUGAGUCAAAAUAAAUUAUAUUCCUUCUCUAAUUGAGAGCAUUGAGCAUGAAUGACCAUUUGAGGUCUAACUGAUCUUUUCCUAACAGAAUAAGAGUGGUCUUACACUCUACUUUGUGUUUAGGCUAGUUGGUUGUAAUUUUCUAGCAUGUUUUUAUGUUUAAUAAAACAAUACUUUCAAAAUUAAUAUACCAAAUUAAAAGAAUCCUUAUAAGUUUCCCAUUUCACGCAAGCAUGUUUAAAACAAAUAGUUUUCUUUCCCUAGUUUUUUUAGUCAACUCUGGAAAAAAUAGAAGUAGAAAGUGUAGACCAUUUUAAUAAAUAUUAAAUUGCACAUCAGACUGAUUCAGAAUCUGUAGUCUGCAAGCAAAAUUACUUAAAAUACUUGAUAACUGUAUUCAUUUAAUAAAGUUUCUUGAAGCUAAUAUUUAACUUAUCACAAAAUUUUGCAUGUAAAAAGCAUUUGGGUCCUUUUGAAUAAACUAUUGAAUGAAAUAAUGAAAUAAAAUGUUUAAUAAAUAAAUAUUAAAAUUCAUUUUGCUAGUUUUACAACCUCAAAAGCAUCAUAAUUGGUAAUCAAAUUCUAAUAUUAAUCCCUUAGCUAUCCUACUUGUAUAUCAGAACUAAGUCAUUGAAAGAACUUGAUAUGAAUUGUGUUUAAACAAAAUAAUUUAAUCAUAAAUCCUAACAAUGUUACCCUUUUUUAAAUUCAUAAUUUGGGGGGAACAUUAUCAAUGUAUAUUAUGUGAAGGCACAGAAACUAAAUAAUGCUGACAAUUUAUAAUAUGCUGAAUGCUGGGGUAUAUAUACACAAUCUCUCUUAAUCUUCGUACCAACCAUUUGAGGAUUAUAGUUAAUAUUCCCACUUUACAGAUUGAGGAAACUGAAACUAAGAGAAGCUAAGUAAUUUGCGCAAGUUCCACAUCCUAGUAAUAGAGAAAGCUAGAUUUUAACCUUGGGUUUACUUCUUCAGAUCUCUUUCACCCACACUACACUGCCUACACACUGUAUGACAGGAUGUGUAAUAUACUGACAUUUUGUAAGAAAUUCAGUUAUUACACUCCAGCACAGUUGUGGCUUGUAAAUAAGCCAAACCAGAUACCUUAAAGACUUUAGAAGUUAGGCAAACAUACAGCCUAUGACAUGUCUGUCUAUGCUGACUAUUGCUUGAAGAAUAAUUACUACUUCAAGAUAAAGAUCAAUCCCACAUCUGCCAUCAUAAAUUUUAAAAUUAUUUCACUUUUCUCCAUUCCUAAUAUUCUUAGAUUGCAGAACUAAAUGUAAAGUAAAUUUUAAGAGAAAAGUGAAGAUGACUUUUGGGAACAAAGACUUUCUCCUAAAUUGAUUCCAUACUUGAUUUGGAGGAAUGAAUUUAACAUGGACUUUAAGUCUCAUAGCCCUUUGACUCCAUCUUGAAAAUUUCUGCUUGUAGUGAUAGAAAGAUUUAUUAAUCCAGAAAACUGAGGACGAUGUAGGAAGGAUACAAGGAUAAUAUGUUUCUUAUAAAGAAGUUUCAGUAGCUUCCUUACAUGUACACACUUACUCCAGAAAAUAUACAUUGUUUCUGAAUGUGAAAAUAACUAUACAAAGUUAAGAACACACAAGCAAGUAUUUGUUUCAGUGGGAAUUGUCACAACAUUUGACAAGUAUUUUUAUUUAAAAUAUUUUCAAGUUUGGUAUUUAAAACCAAAUGGAAUACCUCUAGACUGCAGUUAUUUACUGAACUCUAUCUACAUUCUCUCUAAAUCUCUCUUCAAAUUCAUUUGAAACAAAAAAUUUCAAUACAUUUUUUUGUUUCUUUAUGUUUAUGGAAACAAAUAUUUCAUUGGAGGUAGUUAGCUCCUAGAGUGUGAGACUGCAUUGUAUUUCUAUACAACCUUUUAUAAAUUUAUGUUGAAUUUACGACCAGUUCAUGCAGGUGAUUGCGUAGCUAUUCACAGAUUGCUUUAUCUAUUACUUUAUCUUCCAGGUUAACUUACUAGAAUCUGUACACACAUUCGUUGAUUAUCUAGACCUAUUGUUCCAGAAAUUGUGUAACACUCCCACAUACACCCCAGGAGGUUGUUUUUUUUUUUCAGACAGAUGUUUCUAAAUAUACCUUUUGUUCUCAGUUUGCUCUUCAGCAGAUAAAAUUGCAUUUUAAUUUGUAGAUUCUGAAUGAUACAAACUUUAGCCAAAACUACAUGAUCUACUCUUAAAUAUAUUCUUUGAUUUAGUAAAUCUGGCAAAUCACUGUUUGAGCUAGUUACACAGGUGUUAUUAUCAAAAGAAGGCUUUUCUAUAGCUUUUUAGAUUAAACUAACAUAGAAGAAAAGAGGAAAUCUAAGGGUGCUCUGGUGCACCUACUCAUUACUUUCCUUCAAUCACCUCUUUCUGACUUACUGUAUCUCUUGGUUAUCUGACUUGCAAUCUUCUGUAUCAUAAAAUUUUUCCUCAUGUCUGUUUUUUCCCUCCUGUUUAAUUUUAAAAACAUUUCUCUUCUCCAGCAGUACAAAAAAAGAGAGCGAGUUGGUCAUCUUCUCCAGUAUUGCUAUUCUUCAGUAUGCUUCAGGCUUCUCAACAUCUAAGUCAGCUCUUCAGACAAAAUUACUCUGGUUCCCAUAGCAUUUUCUUCUCAGCCCUAUUUUAAUAACUUUAUGCGUAAGAACCUAAAAUUAUAUUUUAUGUUCUAUUUAAAUUCAUUAUUCUAGUUAAGUAAUAGUUUAGUAGACUAAAGAAUUAGGAUGUUACCAUUUGACAAUGGGUCCAACCAUCAGAUUGUCAGAAAAUGAGUACUUAAAGUUUAUAUUAUCUAACAUUUUCUAUGAUGGAGUUUUACAAUUUUAUAUUCUCAUUAGUUACAACUAAAAAGCCAUGCAUACAUAAUUGUAUGUAAUUUUGCCAUUAAAAUUUUUAACCUAUAUUGCAGCAAGCUUAGCAUUGUGAUUGAGCCACAACAUUUUACAUAUUUCUCUGUAUCAAAUAUUAAACACAAAAUGCAAGAUUAACUUUCAAAAACAAACCUUACAACAAUUAGGUGUUAUCUAUGAACAUUUCUGCAGACCACUUUUGAAAUAAUUAUUUUGCAAUAUAGACUGGGCUAUACCAAUUUUCAUUUAAUAUUUAAGUGGCUGGCUAAAAUUUAGUGUGCAUAUAAAGCAAAAUUUAGGAUUUUAUCUGAUGGCUGAUACAUUUGAAAAUAAAUAAUUCAGAAGAGUUUAUGCUGUGCAUUAAAAGUAUGCCCCAAAUCUAUCAGAUCUUAAAAAUUUCAAUUCCAUUACUACUAUGAUGUUCAUAAUGUUACUAUUAGUUAUGGUGAUACUUAUUUUUAAACUUAAUUUGCAACCCAGAUUCUAACAUUUGGGUAAGAGAGAAGGAAUCUUUAGAUAUAAAUCACAUCACUAGGGUGUCUAGUUUAUGAUUGAAUUUUUAAGCAAAUUACUGGAUUUUAAACAACUUCUUAAAAAUAUUUCAAAAGGCACCAUAUAGAUUUGUUUUCAUUUUAUUUGUACUUUUAGAUUUCAGAAACAUCUUCAUGUUUUAGACUCACUCUGUAGACCUAACAUUACCUAAAAACUCAGGGCCCUUUUCAUCCCUUUGCACAUGAGAAAUUUUGGUAGCAAACAAGCAAUUAGUCCAGUUGAAUAUUUACACUGUUGCACACACAGUUCCUUUAAUGUUUCAUCUUCUGAUUUGACUUAAUUUUAAUAGACAUAACAUCAGAUUUCAUUGAUCAUGAAAACUUGCCUCGUUUUAUACUUACUGAAUAGAGGGAAAUGACUCAACUAAUUGGCUACAUGUUGCAGCAUAUUUAGGCUUUAGAGUGGAAACAUCAUCUUAAGACCAUUUGUCUUCUUUGGGUAAAUGGUUAUACAUGAUGGGACAAAUCAUUUUAUUUUGCUUUUUUAAUGGGAGAACUUAAUAAAGUAGUUCCUCAGAGAUAAAAUUUUCCUGAGGUAAUUUAAUAUUAUAAACUGUCCUCUAAACGUGAAUUCAUGAGUUUAUGGCUUUAGGAAUAGUUGGGAUGGUUUUACAAAGGUAACCUAUGGUAAGCUAUUUAUCACUUUGUCAGAUCCAAAUGUUCAAGCUCCAAACUAAUAUGCUGUGUACUUAAAAUCUUAGCAGUGAAGUUAUUUGUAACCAAUCUCUUGUCUCAGGCUCUCUGCCUUAUUACCAGUCCUCUUAUGUAUGAUAGGAAAACAUAUUUUUAGAGAAGCUUAAUAAUAAGAAAGCUAAAUUACUAAAAGAUGCAAUUCAAAGAUAGGUUCCAGUUAAUAUUGAAUUGCUUGGCUUCUGUGGCUUUUCUUUUUCUUGUCACAUUUAUUUAUUUAAAGUUUUUGUAUGCCUUGUUGUCAUGUUUCCAUGGAAAUUAUAUUGUGUAAGUGUUUGUAUAAGCUGGAAUCAUUCUUAAUUUUCUGUUGAUAAUUUUUCAAAUGAAGAUAAGUGGAUAAUUGUAAAGUACACUAACUCUUAGGGUGUUGUAGUAGCUGAAACAUGGAGAUGUGUAGCUGCCAUGCUUUUUCUGAAUGGACAGGAGAAACAUAAGCUACAGAGUAUUCAUUUCUGAGGAUGCUUUUCUGGAAUAAGAAAGGCUAAAAAUAUUGGCAAUUCCUCAGAACCCUCUUUCUUGUUAACGGGUAUCUUUUGUUGGUGUGUUUUGCUCUUACAUUACAGAUAGAAUAUCAUAUGAAUUUAUGAAAAAUUACUUUCAGUUAUUUUGCUUUUGUAAAAGCCGUCUGAGACCUUGCUAUGCUGUAUAAGUUGUGUUUGAUGGAUCAGUGUGAGUAUGAAAUAAAGCAAAUCACUUUUCUUUUGUAUUAUCUAUGGAUGCCACUAUGAAAGCUGACAUUAAGCCACUAAAGAGUUUUUUAUGAAUAAUUGUAAGUAAAUGCUUUGAUAUAUAUAAACCUAAAUAAAGAUUGUAUUGCUACAGAGACAUUGGAGAAGGAAAUUUUAAGACAGUUCUUUAGGUUUAAAAAAGGCUUGCUGUAAAAUGGUGCAUUAUUCCAUUUAUUAAAGACCAUAUUAAUGACAACAA
Molecule: messenger RNA, 11546 nt
Organism: Suricata suricatta (meerkat)
Lineage: Eukaryota; Metazoa; Chordata; Mammalia; Carnivora; Herpestidae
Gene: BMPR2
Product: bone morphogenetic protein receptor type 2
Exons: 13
Coding region: 1275-4391 (1038 amino acids)
Biological process (GO): BMP signaling pathway; cellular response to growth factor stimulus; protein phosphorylation
Cellular component (GO): plasma membrane; signaling receptor complex
Molecular function (GO): ATP binding; transforming growth factor beta receptor activity
Source: RefSeq, a predicted model, not a curated record